UACAGAAAUAGAUCGGUGUCUGUGAGGUGCAUUGUACAGGAAAUUGAGCGGUUCAUAUUUUGAGACGUGGGUGGAUCAAAACAUCGGGAUUGUUUGCAUGUGAAUCGACAUCUGAUGGAACUCGUAACACAAAAAUAAAUACUAGCCAGUUUGUUUUACUGAACUGUGCAAUCUAUGAAAAGCUCGUACGUAAAAUAAAAGUGCAAUCAUUAUAACCAUGACAGCUUCUACGAUGAUUGAGUUGGAAUCCUGGAUUAUCUACCAGUGUGUCCUCAAUGAGUGCCAUGUCUCCAGCUCCUGAUCUGAAGUGUUGGAGCCCAUUGUUUUUGUCCUGAAUUUAUUUAAGUUUUCUUCAUGGUAGCCAAAUCUUCGAUGGAGGGGGGUGCGUGGUGCGCGCGCGACAUCUCGCUCCGCGCGCAGAAGAAGUUCCUAUCGCGCGUCGGCGGCGCGGCCAGCGCGCGCGCGCUAGUUCUCGACGAACAUACCGCCAAACUGCUGGACCAGUUCCUGACGGUGCUCCGCGAGCGCGUGGAGAGGCGGGAGGCGGAGCGGCUGGUGAAGCACGUGAUCAAGGCGGCGGUGAAGCUGGGCGUGCUGCGGCGACACAACCAGCUGUCGCCCGCCGACGAGCGCGCCCUCGCCGCCUUCCGCAGCAAGUUCCACACGGUGCUGAUGGCGGUGAUCUCGUUCUGCGAGGUGGAGUUUUCGUACGACCGCGUGUUUCUGCAGGACGCGCUGCGGGAGUCACACCAGUCGCUCAAGUCGGUAGUAGAGAGGCAUCUAUCAGAGAAGUCCGUGUCCCGCCUAGCCGGAGUGUUCAAUCUCGCGUCGAGGGGUGAGUUGUUAGAUUCCCUCUUCGCCGGCCAGGUCGAUGAGGACGUGCUCAAACUCACGCGCAUGCUGCGGAAAGAACUGGACCGGGGGCUGCUAUAAUCGACCACACAGUGACCAUGUGUACCGUCCUACAUAUUUAGGGGAUGUCGUCAUGCAUGUGUGCGUAACGUGCACUUACAGACAGCGUUGUAAGCAUACGCAGAUUGUGUGUGUGCGUAAAGCACUUACAGAACAUAGCGAUGUGUGCGUGCGAAGCAUGUACAGAUCGCGGUUUUGUGUGCGCUACACAUACGCAGAAAAUUGUGCGCAUAUGUGCGUUUAUGCCAGUAUGCUCAUUUUAAGCGUAUAGCUUGCAGGCGAGUCCUCUAUUGUGCUCUGUGCGUCCUACGUUUUGUCGUAUCACGCCAGCUAUGCUGCCAGUAGAAAACUUCUACGUCAAAUACAUCAAUUUGGUUUAAGGAUCAGAAACUUUGUAUUUAAAAUUAUAACGGAUGUAGGAGGAAAAAUUGUUUUGAAAUUAGAAUUCUAAAUUCCAAAUGUCAGGCAGUUUGUUGUAAGAUCUGGUUAUCUUCACAAGUGGAGAUUUUUGUGUAGAAUUUAUUAGAUAGGUGUACACGGUAAUAACGCUUGAACUAACCACAAGCACUGCUCUCUAGUUAUAUGGUUUUUUACAUUGAAUUAUUAAGCAUGAUGAACGAUGAAUUUUAAUCGUACGUUUUGAAGCCAUAAACUGUGUAUUGUUUUUAAUACAAAAAAUUCAAUUUCACCUAUUUAUAUUUUGACCAACAUAUUUUUUUCUUCGGAAUGCAGGAUUUUGUUAAAAGCUUUGCAUGUCUAUUUGCCG
Molecule: messenger RNA, 1678 nt
Organism: Aricia agestis (brown argus)
Lineage: Eukaryota; Metazoa; Arthropoda; Insecta; Lepidoptera; Lycaenidae
Gene: sigmar
Product: tumor necrosis factor alpha-induced protein 8-like protein
Exons: 6
Coding region: 355-933 (192 amino acids)
Biological process (GO): regulation of apoptotic process
Cellular component (GO): cytoplasm
Source: RefSeq, a predicted model, not a curated record